Molecule: messenger RNA, 1233 nt
Organism: Rhopalosiphum maidis (corn leaf aphid)
Lineage: Eukaryota; Metazoa; Arthropoda; Insecta; Hemiptera; Aphididae
Product: zinc finger MYM-type protein 1-like
Exons: 4
Coding region: 1-1233 (410 amino acids)
Source: RefSeq, a predicted model, not a curated record
AUGAAGGGAAGUAUAGAAAGUUAUUUUAAUAACCCAAAAAACUUAAAAACUAAGAAAGUUUAUGAAGAUGAUAUUAGCAAGAAGUUAUUAUGUGAGGCAUCUACUUCUACAGAGAUAAAUAAAGAUGUUGAAGAUUUCAACAAUAGUUUUGGUGACAUUUUGGCUUCUAAUUAUGAAGAAGAACAACUACAAGACUCAAGUAAUAAUGAUAGCAACAAUAGUGGUGAACAUGUGAGUUGUGCUACAUUUGUUGAUAGUGUUGAUAUAAAUGCUUCUAUAGAUUCUUUCUCUUGUACACUUGAAAUAUCAAAAACAACACCAGGUCCAAAAGAUCUUGCUCAACAUUUGGAUGAUGGACCAAAACAACCCAUAUUAGUAUUUUAUCCAAAAACAAUGUUUUCUAAUAGAAUGAGACAUUUCUCAGAUAAAUGGUACAAAAUGUUUAAUUGGAUCGAAUACAGUAUAAUGGAUGAUGCAGUAUUUUGUUUUCCUUGUCGUUUUUUUUCUAAGUAUUAUGACUUACACACUGUGUUUAUUACAAUUGGAUUUAAACAAUGGAAAAAAGCUUUAGACAAAAGUUCAGGUUUUAAACAACAUGAAUCAAGUAGUGAACACAAAAAAUGUCAAUUAGUAAAAGAGAAUCGUAAAUACAUCCAGUAUAUUGGAAAAGCGUUGUUCUUCACUGCUGUUCAAGGUAUUGAUCAAAGAGAGGAUGACGAAAGUGAAAACGGUGUCAACCGUGGUAAUUUUCUGGAACUUGUACACUUGCUGGAAUAUUUCAAUGAUGAUUUUAAGCAAAAAAAGCAAUCACUUCCAAAUAAUUCAAAGUAUAUCAUCCCUAGCAUGCAGAAUGAAAUACUUACAGUUUUUGGUCAAAUGGUACGGGAUAAAAUCAGUAACGAAUUACAAAAAUGUGAAUACUUUGCAAUUAUGGUUGACGAAACAAAGGAUAUUAGUAAAAUUGAGCAGUUGUCUGUAAUAUUGAGGUAUUACCUAGAUGGUAUUGUCUACGAGAGAUUUAUGGGUUUCCGUGCUGCUGGUUCUUUAUGUGCUACAUCUUUAUUUACAUAUAUUAAAGAAAUACUUACUAUCAGUAAUGUUGACAUAAAAAAGUGUGUGGGACAAACUUAUGAUGGUACCAAUGUAAUGAGUGGUAAAUUUAAUGGCGUGCAAGCAUUAUUCGCAAAGAAAUGCCACAGGCUUUAUAUGUGCAUUGUUACAAUCAUCGCCUGA